Molecule: messenger RNA, 2078 nt
Organism: Rhododendron vialii
Lineage: Eukaryota; Viridiplantae; Streptophyta; Magnoliopsida; Ericales; Ericaceae
Product: F-box/kelch-repeat protein At3g06240-like
Exons: 2
Coding region: 147-1271 (374 amino acids)
Molecular function (GO): protein binding
Source: RefSeq, a predicted model, not a curated record
AAUUCGAUUUUGCCUAAAUACCAGGAGACUCACCAGUCACCCCGAACCUUCACUCUCACCACAGCUCAGACACCUUCUCCGCCGGACCACCACCGGAAACAACCCAAACAGAACAACUCCCAUCCAUCUCUCCAAAGGCGGCAACCAUGUCCGAUUGCGGAACCCUAAUUCCCCAGGAAAUCCUCACCGACAUACUCUCUCGACUCCCCGUCAAAUCACUUUGCCGAUUCAAGUGUGUUUCACCCUCCUGGAAUUCCCUUAUCUCCAACCCCUACUUCGCCAAAACCCAUCUCAAUCGAACCAAUACCCGAAACCCUCAAUACCUAGAUCAGAGAAACAUUGUCAUCUCCAGCUCUCUCAAUCUCUACUCCAUCGACUUCGGCGACGCCAAUCCGACCGCCACAGAGCUUGAUUUUCCUACGGUGGAACAACACGCUGCCGACAAGCAGUUCAAGGUAUGGAGCUCUUGUGAUGGCUUGCUUUUAGUUUCCUACAAUGAUAAUUUCAACUUCUUCUUGUUAAAUCCGUCCACUAGAAAAUGUAAGAAACUUCCUGGACCGCCUUUUGUACUCAAUCCGGUUUGUACCUGGUGGUAUGCAUAUGGGGUGGGUUACGAUUCCUCUACGGAUGACUACAAUGUUGUGAUGCUCUCUUGCAAUGAUAUUGGAUCUGCUCAGAGUAAUAUUUCGAUUGUGGAUGUCUAUUCACUGAAAACUAACGCUUGGAGGAGAAUUCAACAUACCCACUAUGUCGCCAUCGGAACUGCAUUUUCUUGUGGUGGGGUUUUCUUAAAUGGGUGUCUCCAUUGGCUUUGUUGGAGAAAUGGAACCUAUGUGAUUGGUGCUUUCAAUUUGUCAGAUCAGAUUUUCAGGGAAGUGCCGAUGCCUGCUUCUCUUCGUGGAGGAUGUGGGAUAUUGCGUUAUUUUGUGGAGGUUGUUGGCGGUUGUCUUUGUUUGGUUGAAAGGCGGCCUUCUUACAAAAGUGACGUUUGGAAGAUGGAGGAGUAUGGGGUAGGAGAGUCUUGGACCAACCUUACGAUUGAUUUACCUACAGGAACGCCUAGUCUGUGUUUGCUGUGUCAGCUAGCAGAAGACAAACUUUUGUUUGCUAAUAGUAGAAGGCAUGGAAAGAAACUGGUUGUAUAUGAUCUGAAAAAAGAAACACUAAGGGACGUGGUGGUUGCUGGAAUUCCAAGUGAAUUUACUUUUAGGCAUGCGUAUGUCGAGAGCCUCGUCUCUCCUAUUCUCGGAGGAGGAAUUGGGAGGCAAUGAUAAGCUUCUCCCGGUUGCAGCAAGAUGAAGUAAAAUACCGAUGGGAGCUCUAGGAAGAACCCCGGAAGGGCUGGAUUUGGUGGAGUGUUUAUAGAGGAUCAUGGCUUAUGGAUAAUAGGCUUCUACAGGAAUCUGAAGGAGAGUUCAAGCAUUGAAGCCGAGCUUUGAGAAAUCUUUAAUGGCCAUAAGUUGAUAGCAGGUUCAAAUAGAUUGGCAACCAUGGACAGGCUUAGAAGAUGGGGCAUGGAGGUUGACCCUACUUUUGUCCUUUGUUCCCAACAUACUGAAUCCUUGGCACACUUAUUUUUUGAUUGUGGUUAUUCAAGAAGCAUAUGGGAAACAACCUUGCACAGAUUCCAGAUUCAAAGAAGGGCAGAGGCUUGGGAUACGGAAAUUAACUGGGCAGUUGGAUUCUGCAAAGGUAAGAGCUUCAGAUCAGUGCUGUUUAGAUUAGCCUUGGCUGCAGGAGUUUAUCAUGUCUGGAGUGAGGAAUUCCAGAGUAUUUGGAGGAAGACAUAGGAGCUCUGAUGAUGUUCUAGCUAGCAUUACUGAUAAUAUUAUACAUCGAGUCUGUACUUGGAAGCUUUUCCCCAAGUCUCUUGAGAACCAAAGGCUUUGCUGCCAAUGGAAUAUCUCUAACAGACUUCUUGGAAAUGCUAUCCAUUAGUUUCUCUUGUUCGGAUAGUUGCUUGAGGCUUAGCUGUUUGUGUCUGUUUGAGCUGUUUGGGUCUGUUCCCAAAUUCAGACUGGACAUCACCGGUAACCUUUGUAACGCAGUUCUUCAAUCUGAAUGCUAAGACCUUUGAU